GUUUCGUUGAACGUCAGAAAAAUAUUCGAAAAAAUGGCGGACGACGAGGGGGAUAAAUACUUGUACGGAGAAGAAGACGACUAUAAAACUACAAUUGGGGACGAAGUGCCUGAAAAUAAGUCUCCAGUAUUUAUUAAGAAUGAUGAGAUGCAAGAUGUUUCAAAAGACCCGGAAAAUUGGAGCGAAGAGGAUGAAGAAGGAGAAAGUGACUCUGAUAUAGAAUUUGUGAUAGAAACGAAGCCAGGACAAAGAGCGGAGCCUCUUAGUCGACCAGCACCGUAUAGUAGUGUAAAGAUUUCAGCGCCUACAAAAGGGAUUGAUAAGGUAUUUAUAGCUACGACGAAACAAGAACCGCCAUCUAUAAAACCUCAGGGUGUAGAUGUGGAUCAUGUUGCAGAGUGGAAUGGUAAACCAUUAUAUCAGUUAGAUCUUGAAACAUCAGCUGAUAAGCCUUGGAGAAAGCCUGGAGCGGAUAUUACAGAUUAUUUUAAUUAUGGAUUUGAUGAAUUUACAUGGAUGGCAUAUUGUGCAAAACAGAUGGGAAUACGAAGGGAUUUUGCACCUCAAAAGGUGAUGCAAAUGAUGGAACAUAUGUCUGGGACAGAUAUGAUUUCAAUGGCACCUAAUAUGCAGGUUAUGAUGGCUACAGGAGGAUUUCCAGGGAUGCAGAAUAUUUCUGGAAUGAAACCGGAUAUUGUUCCUAUGAUGGGUAUGGGAAUGUCUGAUAUGAGUGGAUUUGUGAUGAAUAUGGGUCAAAUGGGUUUUCAACAGUUUCCUCCGGGUUUAAAUUCUAUGACAGCUGAGUCUCAAUUGGGGCAAGUAGCUCAAGGAAAACAAAUGCCAUAUUCGCAUAAUCUAUAUAAUGUGCCGCCUUAUGGAGGAUAUAAUCAAAUGCAACCUCAAUAUGGUUCGCAAAUGCAAGGACUUAAACCAAUGUCUUCUAUGUCAAAACUACAUAAUACAGAUGGAUCUAAAGUUUUAUCAAAUGAACGAGUACAGUCAUCUACUAAUUACAAACAGGAUUCCUCUCUUGCAUCAUCAAAAGAACCUCAUGAACCUGUGGAAUCUAUUUCCAAUACACUUCAAAACCGAAAUACUGGAAGAUCUAAUGUGCAAAAUAGAAAUAAAUCUUCGUCUGUAUCAAAUAUUGGGAAAUCUCGUUCAAAUCAUUAAUCUUAGGCAAUUUUUUAUAUUAACAGGAAUAAAUAAAUAGGCUUC
Messenger RNA from Pneumocystis carinii B80, 1218 nucleotides. RefSeq lists its product as hypothetical. Gene Ontology annotation, molecular function: RNA binding. Bases 34 to 1173 code for a protein of 379 amino acids. Gene Ontology annotation, cellular component: mRNA cleavage and polyadenylation specificity factor complex. Lineage: Eukaryota; Fungi; Ascomycota; Pneumocystomycetes; Pneumocystales; Pneumocystaceae. The transcript is spliced from 8 exons. The record is from RefSeq and is a predicted model, not a curated record.